Molecule: messenger RNA, 1737 nt
Organism: Tupaia belangeri chinensis (Chinese tree shrew)
Lineage: Eukaryota; Metazoa; Chordata; Mammalia; Scandentia; Tupaiidae
Gene: TK2
Product: thymidine kinase 2
Exons: 10
Coding region: 687-1193 (168 amino acids)
Biological process (GO): nucleobase-containing compound metabolic process
Cellular component (GO): mitochondrion; cytoplasm
Molecular function (GO): ATP binding; deoxynucleoside kinase activity
Source: RefSeq, a predicted model, not a curated record
UGACUCGUACAGGAAGGAAACCGUGGCCGCAGGAUCCGCCCGCCGGGCCAUGCUGCUCCGGCCGCUGCCGGGCUGGGUCGCCCGGGCGCUGCGAUGUGCAGGGCUUGGGAACUCCGGGACCCCCGCCUCGGGCACCAGGCCACGGGGGGCACAGCGCUGGGCCUGGCCUUCGGGUAACUCGUGUCUUGUUCCCGCAUCGCCGGGGUCCCCCAACUCCGCCGCUCAGCUCGAGGGACCUGCGUGAACCCGAGACUCCACCUCGGAGUCGGGAUUACCUUCUUGGGCAGCAGCAGGCGGCAGGGGCGUUAUUGGCCGGUACCCGGAUGUGAGCAGCGGUGGGGCCCGGACUGUCUCGCAUCUGGUCUGGGGAAACGUGGAGCGGGGCUGCCCGAAGCGUUCCCGCACAGGCCCAGGUCCUCCGGCCCAUUUCCUGGUCCAGUGCUUUCGGCCUUCAGGAGCUGGGGACAUUUCACUCGUCCUCGGAGGACGCUGGUGACAGCAGGUGGUGGGCCAGCUAAGGACAGAGCAAUGAAAAAGAAAAAAAAUCAGUGAUCUGCGUGGAGGGCAAUAUUGCAAGUGGGAAGACGACAUGCCUGGAGUUCUUCUCCAACACGACAGACAUCGAGGUGUUUACAGAGCCUGUGCCCAAGUGGAGAAAUGUUCGUGGCCAUAAUCCUCUGGGCCUGAUGUACCGCGAUGCCAGCCGAUGGGGCCUCACCCUGCAGACGUACGUGCAGCUCACCAUGUUGGACCAGCAUACUCGUCCUCAGACUUCACCAGUACGGUUGAUGGAGAGGUCGAUUCACAGCGCAAGAUACAUUUUUGUAGAAAACCUGUAUAGAAGCGGGAAGAUGCCCGAGGUGGAGUACGUGGUUCUGUCCGAAUGGUUCGACUGGAUCGUGAGGAACAUGGACGUGUCUGUUGAUUUGAUAGUUUAUCUCCGGACCACUCCCAAGACCUGUUACCAGAGGUUGAAGAUGAGAUGCAGGGAGGAGGAGAAGGUCAUUCCACUGGAAUACCUGGAUGCCAUUCACCACCUCUACGAGGAGUGGCUCAUCAGAGGAAGCCUUUUCCCUGUGGCAGCCCCUGUUCUGGUGAUCGAGGCUGACCACAACAUGGAGAAAAUGUUAGAACUCUUAGAACAAAACCGGGACCGCAUAUUAACUCCAGAGACUCGGAAGCAUGGCCCAUAGGACGGAAAAGGUCUCUAGGAUCACGCCAGAAAAGUACCCACAGGCGCCAAGGUAGAUUAGAAGAAAUCUGGAAAAAAUCUGUCUGAGGAGGGCCUUUUAUCUGCCCAGAAUUAUUUUCUUAAUGCAGUUUUCUCCUUUGCCAGCGUCUUCAUCGUGGGUCUCUGGCCCUCGUGAGUAAAUGACACAUGAGACCAACGAAUCCCUUUGGGGUUCUCACCCCUUGCAUUCUCCCCCGUGCCUCUCCGGGGUGGGGGCUUCCCACUGCUGGGUCUCUCUAAUGAAGCCCUCAGGAAAAGCACCUGCCACGUGCCCUGACAUCAUGCUGGGCUCUGUACCCACAUUGUCACUCACCCUGCACACCACCCAGGAGGACAAGAUGGUCUUACAUCCCAGGUGCAGCAUCAGAAGCUCAGAGCGGUUAAGGGACCUCCUGGGCAUCGCACAGGCAGUGUGCAGUGGGGUUGGUGUCAUUCAGGCUUUCGGCAGACGCCAAAACUAUGUGUUGCCCCAGGCUGUCUCACACUGAGGGCUGGUCCCCCACAGC